AUGAUGGCGGCGGUGGGGCGUCCCGCGUUGUUUGUGGUGGCCGUCGCGCUGUGCUGCAUGGGUGGCUGUGCAGCGGCCACUGCUGAGGGUGAUGAUGGCAAAGACCAAAUGAUUGUUAGCCUAAGGAAGGCGAAGGAGAAGGCGCUUAAGGCGAAGGAAGCGGUGAAUGAGGCCAAAAGAGAGGUGGACGCAAUCAAGGAAGCAACGGAGCAAUUCAAGAUAGCGGCGGGAAAGGCGUCACUGGCAGCUUCCAAGCUAAAUGAGAAUGUGAAGGAGGGGGGUAAUAUUGUGAAGGAGAAAAUUGCUGAGGUGAUCGGCUUGGCGAAGGACGCAGAGAGCACGACUAAGACGUCUCACGAAUUCGUUAUUUCAAUCGGGAAUAAAGUGAAGGAGACAGAAAAAGCAACAACUAAGGCAGGGGAGUUGUUAACGGACGCGGAGAAGACGGCUGGUAUCACAGCGAAAAAAUCGGUUGAAGAUAUCAGCAGAGAAGCAGAGCCCGCACAGAAAGCAUUCAAAAAACUACCAGAAGUGUUGUCUGCGCUGAAACAAGCCCAGAAUAGUGCUGAAGAGGCAAAAAAAGCUGCGACGAAGGAUGGCGGUGCUGUCGAGGCCAUGAAGAGCGCUAAGAAAGCGUACGAAUCUGUCAAAGAUAAGAGUACCGAAACACAGAUAUCUGAAACCAACGAACUAAAGACGGCUGCUGCAGAAGCUGCAAAAUUCACAACGGCUGCAGUGGGACAUGCUGACACGGCGUCAAGUGCUGCUAAGCAAGCAUCUGAACGCGCUGGAGAAGCCGCCAAGAGCGCUGAGUUAUUGCUGACUGACAUCGACGCUGCAUUGCAGGCUGUUACAGAACGACAGAAGGAACCUGAGGCUUCACCUUCAGAUGCUGAUUCUCCGUCACAGGACGAGUCGCACAGCCAGAGUCUCCCACAGGAUCCACUGAGCAGUACUUCCACUGGUGGCAAGCCUACUGAUCAACCACAAGGUGGCACCACGGAGACCGACAAAGAGCAGUCCUCAUCAGUACCAUCGGAAGAUAAAACUGCCGCAGAAUCCUUGGAGAACGCUGCUUCUCAAGCUGCUGAUGCGCCACUGACACCUCCCAAGAGCGAUGCACAAAACACCCUGAGUGAU
Messenger RNA from Trypanosoma grayi, 1140 nucleotides. RefSeq lists its product as hypothetical. The record is from RefSeq and is a predicted model, not a curated record. The annotation marks the transcript as partial. The transcript has a single exon. NCBI's taxonomy places the organism in Eukaryota, Euglenozoa, Kinetoplastea, Trypanosomatida, Trypanosomatidae.